Messenger RNA from Onychostoma macrolepis, 2536 nucleotides. It is a transcript of the gene cfi, whose product is annotated as complement factor I. The record is from RefSeq and is a predicted model, not a curated record. Gene Ontology annotation, cellular component: membrane. Gene Ontology annotation, molecular function: protein binding; serine-type endopeptidase activity. Lineage: Eukaryota; Metazoa; Chordata; Actinopteri; Cypriniformes; Cyprinidae. The transcript has 12 exons. Bases 127 to 2217 code for a protein of 696 amino acids. Gene Ontology annotation, biological process: proteolysis.
CUGACGUCUGUCUUCUAUUGACGGCGGUUAAUCAUUGCUCGUCUGAUUGUGUGUGUGAUGGAAGUGUUUCGGCUGAAGUGACGAGACAAAGAGCAGAACACACACAGAGAAAGAUCUGCAGGAGUCAUGAAGGUCCUCGGUGUUUUCAUCUUGACAUGUCUUCUCUUCCAGACCGCCAGUCUGCUGAAGCCACAAACGCCCGUAUUGUCACAAGCAAAGCAAAAUCAAAAUUCAACCUUGGAGAAAAAUUCUGAUUUUCCAGAUUUUCCAGGGGAAAACAAAGGUGCAGACAACGAGAACAUAACAAAUCCAGACUUGGGAGAAAAAACAGUCAAAGGUUUGGAGAACAACACAAAUACAGGUAGCAUCACAGUUUCAGUCUUGAAGCCAAUGAAGGAAACUGGAGAAAACAAACCAUUAAACGCUGAGUCCAACCAAAGAGAGUCAUAUGACGUACAACCAACACCCAAAACAGACUCACAAUCCAAACCCCAAAGAGUAUCUGAUGAGGAUUUCUUGGGUCCGGCCCAAUGUCUGAAUCAGAAAUACACUCGGUGGUCCUGCUCUAAAGUGUUCUGUCCUCCAUGGAGGCGAUGCAUCGCAGGACAGUGUGUCUGUAAGAUGCCGUACAAAUGUCCGCGGCAGAAAAUAAGCGCUUGUACGCUGGACGGAGCCAUGUAUUACUCCAUGUGUCAGGCCAAUGCAAUCUCCUGCAGAUCCAAGACGCCCAUUUUCUCACACUUCAGCCAAUCCUGCAAAGCGGAAGAUAAGGUGGAAACGUCGAUCUCUGACUCUAAUGACGUGGUGGAGAUAAAAACGAAUUCGGGAAAAAGGCCGGUAUGUGGCAAAGGCUGGAAUAUGGCUGCAGCAAAUGUCGUUUGCCGAAACGUUAAGGGAGUCAACAGAGGAGCAGAGGCAGCAUCUAACAUCGCAUACGAGUCUCUUGAUGAAGAUACUGAAUGGUCAGAUCAGUGUAUGAGGGUUCGCUGCACGGGAUCUGAGCUCUCAUUGGCUGAGUGUACGAUCUAUAAUCCAGAGCCAAUCACAAAAACUGGGGUGGCCGCUUUAAAGUGUUAUAAGGAACCUUCAGGUGAAUAUAAGAAGUUUCUCUGUGCGAAUGGGAAGUAUUUAAUCAACGGAAAACCCUGCGAUGGUAUUGAUGACUGUGGAGACAACAGCGACGAGAUGUGCUGCAAAAAAUGCAGAGGCAAGGCGUUCCACUGUAAAUCGGGUGUCUGUAUUCCCCAACACGCCCUCAAAGAUGGAAUCAGGGACUGUCUGGGAGGAGAAGAUGAAAUCGAUGCACCCAACAAAACAAGAACGAUAGAUGCAGAAAGAAAUCAGAAAAAAACCUUUUCUGAUCCAAUGUCAGAGAUCAAAGAAAUCCGCACGUCUGCUGAGAGCCAGCUGAUGUGCGGCGUUCCCAAUAUGGAAUAUGCGUUCAAACAGGAGGACAGUGAGACUUCCCAUCCACGCAGAAAACGCUUAGUAGGAGGGGAAGAGGCCUUACCGACUCAGAUACAGUGGCAGGUGGCCGUUCAGGAUGAAGGUUCGAUCCACUGCGGAGGGGCGUAUUUGGGCGGAUGCUGGGUUUUGACCGCCGCCCACUGCGUCAGGCCCAAACCAAAGUCCUUCCGAAUCAAGUUCUCUCUCUGGAAGAAGCAUCGCAAGCAGUCGACCACUGACAGCAUUCCGGUGAAGAACAUCAUCAUCCAUCAUGAAUAUAACGCACAAACCUACACCAACGACAUCGCUUUGGUGCAGCUGGAGGAGCUGGGUCUUUCAGACAAGUGCAUGGAUGACAAUCCCGCGGUCCGAGCCGUCUGCGUUCCCUGGUCCACCCAACAGUUCCAGCCCAACGACACCUGCACCAUCUCCGGCUGGGGUCGUGACAAAGAGGGCAUAUCAGCAGCGACUCUAAAAUGGGCAAAUGUGACGAUUAUCGGCGAUUGCCAGAAUUAUUACAAGGACCGUUUCCACACUGGAAUGGAGUGUGCAGGUGACCUGGAGGGGAAGGUGGACUCGUGUCAGGGUGACUCCGGAGGGCCGCUGGUGUGCACAGACAGAUCUGGUUUGUCGUAUGUGUGGGGAAUAGUGAGCUGGGGUGAGAAAUGCGGAGAACCCAAUCAUCCUGGCGUCUACACUAAAGUGGCGCAUUACUUCGACUGGAUCCGCUCCAACACAGGCUGGCCGGCCGUUACCAAAUUUAACCAGUAAAAUGGAGGAACAGACUGCUCACAUUUGCUUUUGAUGUUACUAAAUUUGCUAUUUGUAUGUUGCUAUUAAAAUGCUGAUUAUCAGGCAAUUUAAAUGCUUGGUCCUGCCUGUUUUGUUGUUUCAAAGUGUCUUUGCGGUGAUUCUGAGAAAUCAAACCAGUUUCAUGUUGCAUUCACACUUUUGAUGUGAAAUCAGAUUUUAAACCACAUAUAAACGCCAUUAAGAUUAGAUUUGCAAAAGCUGGAUUCUGUACAUUUACCUUGCAAAUGCAAACAAGAGUUUUUGUAUCCUGCCAUCACAGAUUAAAUAAAAAAAAAAA